AAUGACUGUCGGUUCUCAUUUAUUUAAUACAAAGUCUUUGUACUCAAAACGUUUUAAUUUUCUAUCUCUAAGGAAGUGCUCUCUCUAUGCCCCUAUAUGUUUAAUAAUACUAGUCUUCCUCUCAACUUUCUGUCUUUCAUUGUUUGUACCACGCCUUUCCUGCCUUUCUUGAACCAGUCUUAGCCCACCUCUGUUUUCUUCUUCCCCAGUCCUCUCCUCCUUUCCAAAAUUGUUCAAAAACCCACAAAUUAAUCCAAUCCUGCAUUAUUUUCUUUUUCUUUUUUGUUUUUAUUUUCAGAACAGAAAAACAACAACAACGUAAUUCACAGAGAGAUCGAGUAAGGGAAGAAAUGCUUGAAUGGGUACACGUCGUCAUCGUGCUGGUAGUGUGUUCCGCAGCUCUAGCAACUCUUAUCGUCGUGAUAUCAUGGCGCUGCUAUCGUCAUAAAAAAGGCAAAGAAAUUAUUGUCUCCACCACCAACACCAGGACAGAGAGCUUACAAGCCGGUAUAAUCAAGCUUCACAGAGAGGGUCUUAAUCAUCAUCAUCGAGUUGAUUUAGAUACCAGAAGAGCAGGGAGUUAUUACAUGUUUCAACGAGGGGUUUCUGGGAAACCUUUGUUUAGUUGGUCCGAACAUCCAUCGCUCAUUACUGAUGCCGUGGAGAAUGGGUGGUCUAGAUUCGCUUUUACAGGCUACAUGUCGUCUCCGUCGACAAGAUCAAGGCUUUUGGGAUUAUGCUCAGUUGGUGAUCUCCGAAGAGAUGAAGAACCGGAAUUAAGCUGGGAAAUCAGUCCGGGAUCGGCGGAUUUCAUGCAGAAGGUAAGAUUAAACUCUGGGUUGAAGAAGGUGUUGAAUAUAGGCAAUCAUUCAAUGGCUGCGGCGUCAGUGAUAAGGACAGCUCUGCCUUUGCCAGGGCCUCCUUUGGGGAAUUCGUCUUUCCCACAAGAAGCCUAUUUCGAGAUCACAAUCAUGCAUUGCGGCGGUGAUGAAUACGAGUCCAUUGGGAAGGGCAAGGAAGGUGAGAAGACGAAACUCAUACAGGAGAAUUCUCAUGCGAAAGCGAAUUCGGAAUCGUUGCUGCAUAGGAAUAGCAACAAGAUGAAUGAGGAAUUGAAGCUUGUUGUGGGGGGUAAAGAUGAUGGCAAAGGUGAAGCCGUAAUGUUGUCAAUAGGACUCAGUGCAGGCGGUUCUAUUCCUUUGAAACUUCCUGGAAGCUACCAAGGAAGCAUUGGAUUCAGCUCCAAUGGUUCUGUCUAUCUUGAUGGAAUGAAACUUGUAUUCGAAUCAGAAAAAGCAGAAUGGGGAAGAACAGACAAGGUGAUUGGUUGUGGUUUUGAUCCAAGACAGAAAAAGGUAUUCUUCACGGUGGAUUCAGAGCUGAUCCAUGUGGUGAAUUGCAAAGCAGAGGAAUUUGGGUGUCCCCUCUAUCCAACGCUGGCUGCAAACACUGACAUUUUGGUUCUGGUUAAUUUUGGGCAAAGCGUUUUCAAAUAUGCACCCGCAAAUGCCCAUCGGACCCCCAAUCCUUGCUUCGUUGGUCCCGCUGUAAAUUCCCCUGCAGCUGCACUCGGAUACGACGACAGCAAAGAGCUUUUCUCAAUGGGAAGAAUCGACUCCCAGUGGCUUAAUCGCUCUACAACCAGAGGUAGCCAAAAUAAUCCAGGCAUCACAAACCGAGCAUUGGAUUUUGAUGAAGAGUCUGAAGCGGAUUUGUUUGAGAUUGUGUUGGAUAGUUGUGGCAGAUCUCCAAACGUCGUUUCAUAGUAACAAAAACUUAGAAAACAUCACUAACUGAAGGUAUUAAUAUCAUUACUAUUUUUGUUCUUUUUCCAGUUUUAACAAAUAUGAAUUGCCUAUGUGAGUGAGAUGGAUUUUUGCCGAAUAUGAUUUUUCCUUAAGAGACUUCAGCCAACAGAUUCACAUUCCACUGUUUCAUUAUAAGACCAAAAAAACACAUCCCUUUUUCUGCAUCCUCAGCCUUACUCAUCACCCAGAAUAUACAAGAUAGAUACACGUUCAUACACACUGCGAACACUUCCAUUUUCCCCUCUUUUUUUUCUUUUUUUUUUCUUUUUUUAAAUUAUCUUUUGCCCAUUGUAUAUAAAGCAAUUGUAAUAUCCAGCCACUUUGUAUUUCAUUUUUAUAAAUAUAUAUUUUAUUAUAAUAUAGAAGUCCAUAGAUGUUUAUUGAUUCACUUGUACACCAGUUCUUUAAAUUUACUCUAUCAACCACCUUGACAUGGUUGGGUUUGGCAUGGAUUUUGCUCAUUAAUCA
Ziziphus jujuba (common jujube) is the source of this 2276-nucleotide messenger RNA. RefSeq lists its product as uncharacterized. Bases 351 to 1766 code for a protein of 471 amino acids. The transcript has 2 exons. Lineage: Eukaryota; Viridiplantae; Streptophyta; Magnoliopsida; Rosales; Rhamnaceae. Gene Ontology annotation, biological process: cell-cell adhesion. The record is from RefSeq and is a predicted model, not a curated record.